AUGGCGGUCCUCUCUGUCCUCCUUCUCGCUGCAACCUCAGCCUCCCUUGCAAGAGGAUCAGUAACCAUCGCCGACCCAAGCAACUAUGCCGACCUAACAGCUGACGUAUCCGACAACGCCAUAAUGGUCGAUUACACCACCGACAACGGCGGUCCAAUGGAUCUAAUCUACGACAUCACAGGCCCAGAAUACUUCUACGACAAGAAAGGAAGCAUUUCCCAUACCACCGUUUCCGUCGACAAAAACGAUACCAGUGUUGUUGUCGGUACUGAUGGCGCAGAGGUCACGAUUGAAUAUUCAACCGUUAUCAAGGAAGGAUACGGCACCUGGCUUAACCAGGCUAGUUUCUUCGGUGUGAACGCCGCUGUGAAUAUUGCGAAUCAAUCUACCGCCUAUAUCUCGCAUAGCAAUAUUACUACACACAAUGGCGCAGCGAAUGUUUUUGCCUACGGCACUGAUACAGUCGUUUAUGUCGAUGAUGUCGAUCUUUAUUCUUCUGGUCCUACGGCCCAUGGUCUCUACGCUGCUGGAAAUGGUACCAUUGUCGCGAAUAAUGUCCGUCAUUACUCUGGUGGAAACCGUUGUUCUUCUUUCUCUGGCGAUAAUCCCGGUGGUUAUAUCAAUGUUACCGAUGCGGUGGCUCAUACUGCUGGAAUCGGAAGUGCGAUUAUCUAUACGCUCGGAAAGUCUUACCUCACCAAUGUCGUUGGAAAGACCGAACAGGCACCCUGUGUCUUUAGUGAUGGGGAUCAACUCACUUCAUUCAAGAACUCGGAGUUAACUUGUGGUUUGUUGGCGGGUACUGUUCUCUUCAGUUCCUCGACACGGGGAAGUGGUGCAUCUAUUAGUCUCGAGGAUACCGUUCUCACAACCACAGGUGAAGACAUGGCUGGUCUGUGGUUUGGAAAUAUUAUCGCGACAGCCGAGAUCAUCUCGUCUGAGAUUAAUACUAAGUCUGGUAUUUUGUUGAUUGCGAACAGUUCCCAAGUGACGCAGGCUUUUGAUUAUUUUGCUGGUUCUGAGCAGAAUUCGGCUAUCAAGCCUGCGGAGGUUGUUGCUACUGUUUCUCAGUCUACACUUGAAGGGAAUGUUGUUGCUUAUAAUGGGAGCUCUGUUACUUGGGAUUUGAAGGAUUAUUCCUCAUGGACUGGGUCGUUCAAGCUUGGUGAAUCUAGUGGAUCUGCUAGCUUUUCUGUUUCUAUUGAUGAGACGUCUUCUUGGUCUUUGACUUCGGAUGUGCAUGUUCAGUCUUUUACGAAUUCGGACUCGAGUCUGAAGAACAUCAAGUCUCGGGGACAUAGCAUUUACUAUAAUCCGUCUCAUGCUCAGAAUAACUGGUUGAAGAAGAAGACUGUUUCUCUUACUGGUGGCGGUAAACUGAGGCCUUCUUCCUAA
Molecule: messenger RNA, 1395 nt
Organism: Penicillium angulare
Lineage: Eukaryota; Fungi; Ascomycota; Eurotiomycetes; Eurotiales; Aspergillaceae
Exons: 1
Coding region: 1-1395 (464 amino acids)
Source: RefSeq, a predicted model, not a curated record